AUGGGCAAGGACGGGAACAAAAAGCGCCAACGCGAGGUGGACGAGGAGAUCCCAGUUGAUCCCGAUGCCAUCAAGGAUUCCGAUGUUGCUGCACAGAACCCCCCAAGCAAGAAAGCUAGAGUUGAAUCCAACCGCUCUCUCUUCAUCCGACAGCUACCUCCAAGUGCCACCGCCGAGUCUCUGACCGAGUUCUUCUCCCAACAUUUCCCUGUGAAGCAUGCCACCGUUGUCCUCGAUCCCAAAACCAAGACCUCGCGCGGCUAUGGUUUCGUCACCUUUACCGAUCCCGAGGAUACCCUCGAGGCCAAGGCCAAGCUCAACAACUACCUGCUUGAAGGGAAGCGCCUGAAGCUCGACAUUGCCGAAGCCAGACACCGUGAUGCUAAGAAGACCGGACCCGUUGUGUCCAAGGUCGCCGAGGAGAAGCAGAAACGUGCCGAAGCCGUCGCCGAGGCCCAGAAGCCCAACAAACUCAUCAUCCGCAACCUGCCAUGGAGCAUCAAGAAGCCUGAGCAGUUGGCCGAGCUGUUCAAGCCAUAUGGCAAGGUCAGGUUCGCCGACUUGCCCAACGACAAGGGCAAGCUCUCUGGUUUCGGUUUCGUCACCCUCCGUGGUCGCAAGAAUGCUGAAAAGGCUAUUGAGGCCGUCAAUGGCCUGGAGGUCGAUGGCCGCCCAUUGGCCGUCGACUGGGCCGUGGAUAAGCAGACAUGGGCCCAGCAGAACGGCGGACAGUCGGACGACAAGAAGGAGAAGAAGGACAAGAAGGUCAAGGAACCCAAGGACAAGAAGACAGAGGAGGAGGAGACUGCUGGCAUGACACAGGAGGAAAAGGAUCUUUACAACUUCUUCAAGAGCCAAGGCGAGAACCUCGAGAGUGAAGAUGAGGAGGACGAAGACAAGGACAAGGAGGACGAGGAUGAAGACGAUGAAGACAAGGACGAAGAUGAUAUCGAGGAGGACGAGGAGGAGGAGGAUGAGGAGGAGGAACAGAAGCCCAAGCGGCUAACCGACAACUCUCUAACACUCUUCAUUCGCAACCUACCAUACACCACCACCGAUGAGCAGCUGAAGGCGCACUUUACCCAGUUCGGCGGCAUCAGAUACGCCCGAGUUGUCAAGGACAAGGCCACCGACAGGCCAGCCGGUACCGGUUUCGUGUGCUUUUUCAACGAGGAGGAGAUGAAGGCCUGCCUCAAGGGCGCCCCCCGCCAUCAACCUACCACCACACUCGUCAAGCACUCCAUCCUUCAAGACGAGACCGUCGAUCCGGAGGGCAAGUACACGCUCGACGGGCGCAUCCUUCAAGUCGCCCACGCCGUCUCCAAGGACGAAGCCGAGCGUCUCGCUGAGGCCUCGGCCGGUAAGAAGGACAAGGACAAGAGACGCCUGUACCUCCUGAACGAGGGCCAAAUCACACCCUCGUCUACGCUCUUCAAGGUCCUUACCCCGGCCGAAAUCAAGAUGCGCGAAGCGUCGGCCAACCAGCGCAAGAAGCUGAUCCAGUCCAACCCGUCGCUGCACCUGUCGCUCACCCGUCUCGCGCUGCGCAACCUGCCGCGCAACAUUGGAUCGAAGGAGCUCAAGGCGCUCGCGCGCCAGGCCGUCGUCGGUUUCGCCAAGGACGUCAAGGAAGGCAAGCGCGCGCCCAUUUCCAAGGAAGAAAACUCGCGCGGUGGUGAGCAAGACAAGGAGAACGAGCGUCUCCGGAAGCUCAAGGGCAAGGGUGUCGUCAAGCAGGCCAAGAUCGUGUUCGAGACGACCACGGGCACCAAGGUGGACGAAAAGGUCGGUGGCGGCAAGUCGCGCGGCUACGGCUUUAUCGAGUACUCGUCGCACCGCUGGGCGCUCAUGGGCCUGCGCUACCUGAACGGGUUUGCCGUCAAGAACGAGCUGGGCAAGACGCAAAGGCUGAUUGUCGAGUUCGCGAUCGAGAACGCGAACGUGGUGCAGCGGAGGAGACAGGAUGAGGAGAAGCAAAGGACGAUGACGCCCGCGGAAAGGAAGACAGAGGUGGAGGAGAAGAAGAGAUCCAAGGAGGCCAAGGAGGCAUACAAGGCUGGAAGGAAGGCGGAUAGGAAGAAGGCCGCUAAGCCUGAGAAGCCUGCUGGGUGGAACAAGGGCAAGGAUAAGAAGGGCCCGGCUGAGGUGACCAAGGCCGCAGGCGCCGCUCCGGCGAAGGAGGUGAAGGCUGAAGAUAUCAAGGUGGAUAAGAAGGGCAAGAAGAGUGAGAUGGUCAAGGAGGCCCUCAUGACCAAGAUCCUGGCGAGGAAGAGGCAACAGAGGAAAAAGAAGGCUAACAUCAGGGGCAAGAAAUAAGCUUGGGCUCUUGGAGUUUACCUAAUGUAGGGAGAGAGAGUGUUUUUCUGCUGCUGGCCCGGAAUGUUAAAUCUUUUAUGUUAUUACCAGGGCCUUUCCUGUUUGCUAUCUAAGUAUACCUUUAUCACGAUCAAAAGCAAUGCCUUAGCGUUUUCCAAC
This is a messenger RNA of Neurospora tetrasperma FGSC 2508, 2475 nucleotides long. RefSeq lists its product as uncharacterized. The transcript has a single exon. Gene Ontology annotation, molecular function: RNA binding. NCBI's taxonomy places the organism in Eukaryota, Fungi, Ascomycota, Sordariomycetes, Sordariales, Sordariaceae. The record is from RefSeq and is a predicted model, not a curated record. The coding region runs from base 1 to 2316 and encodes 771 amino acids.